AUGGGUGACAUUUCCUUGGAACAGAUUAAAAAUGAGAGUAUUGAUCUUGAGAAAAUUCCCAUUGAAGAAGUGUUUGAAAAGCUAAAAUGUACAAAAGAGGGUUUGAGCACAGCAGAAGGUGAGGAGAGGCUUAAGAUCUUUGGCCCCAACAAGCUUGAGGAGAAAAAGAGAGCAAACUCCUCAAGUUCUUAG
Dovyalis caffra is the source of this 192-nucleotide messenger RNA. NCBI's taxonomy places the organism in Eukaryota, Viridiplantae, Streptophyta, Magnoliopsida, Malpighiales, Salicaceae. The record is from the annotation of a GenBank genome assembly.